Staurois parvus is the source of this 1056-nucleotide messenger RNA. The record is from the annotation of a GenBank genome assembly. Lineage: Eukaryota; Metazoa; Chordata; Amphibia; Anura; Ranidae.
AUUCUUUUGUUUCUCUGUCCAGCUGCUAAGAUCUGUUAUGAUAGGCUGGGAUGUUUCACAGAUGACCCGCCCUAUUCCGGCACACGGGCCAGACCCAUAAGUCGCUUACCAUGGGCACCAGAGGUGAUUAAGACUCAGUUCCUACUCUUUACUAGAAGGAAUCCUGAUCAGUACCAGGGUGAUCAGUGCACUCAAUGUCUCCUCAUCAUUGACACCAACUUUAAACCCAGCCAGAAAUCCAUAAUGAUCAUUCAUGGCUUCUUGGAGACUGGGGACAAGUCAUGGCUAGUGAAGAUGUGUCAGACUCUCUUGGAAGUGACAGAUGUGAACUGUCUCUGUGUGGACUGGAGUGGAGGAUCAUUUGCCUUCUACUCACAAACAUCCAACAAUAUCUAUGUGGUUGGGGCUGAAAUUGCCUAUUUCUUGCGUUUUAUACAGGUAAAGUAUGACUACCAAAUGCAUGAUGUCUACCUGAUUGGGCACAGUCUGGGAGCUCAUGUUGCUGGCGAAGCUGGAAAGAGACAAAGGGGAAUUGGAAGAAUUUCUGGUUUGGAUGCAGCUGGUCCCUACUUUGAAAACACCCCAGCCGAAGUGAGACUGGACCCUACAGAUGCAGUUUUUGUUGAUGCCAUUCACACAGAUGGGUCAACUGAUGCCUUUCAUCUUGGCUUUGGCAUGAAGCAGACAGUUGGUAAUAUUGACUUUUUCCCCAAUGGCGGUAUAAAGAUGCCUGGCUGUGACAAAAUAUCUUUUGGACUUGAAGAUAUUGAUAACAUUAUUGGAGGGAUUUAUGAAAAGAUCUUUUGCAACCACCAAAUGAGUUUUAAGUUCUUUACAAAGAGCAUUCUGAGUCCUGGUGGUUUCAUCGGUUACCCUGCGUCAUCAUACAGUGCUUUUGAAAAGGGAUCUGGGUUCCCAUGCAGAAAAGAAAGUUGUGCCUUCAUGGGGUACAAGGCAUAUGAAUAUGUGCUUGGUCAUUUUCAAGACCCUACAAUUGACCAGAAAUUUUUCCUGAACACUGGAGACCCUUCAAACUUCCUGAGUAAGUUCUCCUAG